Nanorana parkeri is the source of this 995-nucleotide messenger RNA. It is a transcript of the gene NPL, whose product is annotated as N-acetylneuraminate pyruvate lyase. The record is from RefSeq and is a predicted model, not a curated record. Gene Ontology annotation, molecular function: 4-hydroxy-tetrahydrodipicolinate synthase activity; N-acetylneuraminate lyase activity. Gene Ontology annotation, biological process: N-acetylneuraminate catabolic process. NCBI's taxonomy places the organism in Eukaryota, Metazoa, Chordata, Amphibia, Anura, Dicroglossidae. The coding region runs from base 56 to 973 and encodes 305 amino acids. The transcript is spliced from 12 exons.
GAGAGGUCAACUGCCUGCAUAUUGUCCAGACUCUUCUCUGCUAGUCACCCGGGUCAUGGCGCUAGCUGGGAAAAAGCUGAGGGGCCUUGUAGCUGCGACCUUCACUCCAAUGACCAACGGAAAUGAUGUCAACCUCUCUGUCAUCCAGGAUUAUGUAGAUUUUCUGGUUCACAAACAAAAUGUUAAGAAUAUAUUUGUAAAUGGAACAACAGGAGAGGGAAUGUCACUGAGCAUACAUGAGAGGAAGCAGCUGGCUGAAGAAUGGGUGAAGCAUGCGAGAGGCAAAAUGCAUAAUGUGAUUGUGCAUGUUGGUUGUCUCAGCCUGGAGGACUCAAAGGAUCUUGCUGCUCACGCGGCUUCCUGUGGAGCUGGUGCAAUUAGCGCUGUGAGUCCUUGUUUUAUCAAGCCAUCCAGCCAAGAUGCCUUGGUCCAGUACCUUAAAGAAGUGGCCGCUGUUGCACCCAGUCUCCCCUUUUACUACUAUCACAUUCCGAGCCUAACUGGUUUGAAAUAUCCAGUGAGAGAUCUGGUGGGCAAGAUGCAGCAUCACAUCCCAUCAUUCCGAGGCGUUAAAUUUUCCGAUACUGACUUGAUGGACUUCAGCCUGUGCGUCCAGGAGUAUCAUCAGCAUGAUUUUCUCUACGGUGUAGAUGAGCAACUCUUAGGAGGUCUAGCGUUUGGUGCACAUGGGGCAGUAGGCAGUACCUACAACUACUUGGGUUCUACCACUAAUAAAAUGUUGGCGGCAUUUGAAAAGGGCGAUUUACAAAAAGCCCGGGAAAUUCAGUGUAAAGUACAGGAAUUUGUGGCCUUUGUUUUUGCCUUGGGCUGGGGUUUACCAGAUUUUAAACACAUAAUGUCUCUGGUAUCCGGAAUAGAUUUGGGCCCACCGCGUCCACCUCUGAUGGUGUGUUGGAAAGCGGAGCACCCUGAAAAUGUUAGAGCAGAGCUGAAGAGACUUGGUCUAAUGUGAAGAUGAUUAUAACAGUGGGCAA